Molecule: messenger RNA, 685 nt
Organism: Radiomyces spectabilis
Lineage: Eukaryota; Fungi; Mucoromycota; Mucoromycetes; Mucorales; Radiomycetaceae
Exons: 2
Coding region: 67-543 (158 amino acids)
Source: RefSeq, a predicted model, not a curated record
GUUUUUUUCCCAACCGAAUUCGAUUAUCGGUGAGAAAGAUUCUACCUUGAAUCUUUCUUAUCGCCCAUGCUCUUAAUUCUUAGACCAAUAGACUCCUUGGACUCUGAUCCCCGCUGUAUCCCUUUUUUUUUCUCUCUCUCUCUUUUCUACACAGUAGCCUCUCCUCUCGAUCCGUGUUCCUGGUUCGACAGUCCCUCUUCUUUUUUUUCCCCUCCUCCCCCCAACCCCUUUGGAUGCGAACCCUCGAUCCGCUUUGACUGGAGUUUAAAAAAAAAGAGAGAAAUAGACAAAGGUUUCAUUGGGACCAAGUCAGGCCGCAACUUCAUUACAAUCUGCAUAAUUCCUAUUUUCUAUUCUGUUAUUUUAUUUUGCGCGAUUAGCACCCUCCUUCUUUUUCCUUUUUCUUAUAUUUUUCUUUUCACUAUCUUCCGAACAGCUUUCACCCAGAGCUACUAUCAUUCGAUAUAUCUUCUCUUCUUUCUCUUUUCUUCGUUUUUCCUCUCUUGUCUUUGUGUCUACUCUUCUUUAAUUCUAACUCACUGAUAUUCUGCGGGCUUAUUUCGAAGGAUCAUUUAUCGUCGUCCGUCUUCGUAUCGCAAUCCAUUUCGAUCCCGGUAGCUGCAAAUCAAAUCAUAUCAUCAUUUUAUUGAACGCAACCAAAAGUUUCUUUGUUGCUGUGAAACUG